Molecule: messenger RNA, 5430 nt
Organism: Uloborus diversus
Lineage: Eukaryota; Metazoa; Arthropoda; Arachnida; Araneae; Uloboridae
Product: E3 ubiquitin-protein ligase HECW1-like
Biological process (GO): regulation of dendrite morphogenesis
Molecular function (GO): protein binding; ubiquitin-protein transferase activity
Source: RefSeq, a predicted model, not a curated record
GCCUUCUCUGCCCUGGCAUCGUUUCGAUGCUAGCUGAGCGUCCAAGUGGCCUCCACCCUGUGCUGCGGCUGGGACACCCACCUGCCAUCACAGCAGGAGGCGAGGAUCCCGAGGACGAGCCCCCUCCACCUCCCCAGAGGACUGUCUCCUCUCCUACAGGUUUGUCCUCUCCCACCUCCGCACCUCCACCUGCUCCUGCUCGCAGGCCUUUGUGCUUACAAUCUCGCUCUAGCCUUACUGUCUCAAAGACUGAAUACACUCUUAAUUCAUCAGAAUCAUUAAUUGUAAAAUGGGACAUCAAGGAAGAAAUAUCAUCUUCUGAUUGGAUUGGAUUGUAUAAAACAGAUGAAACUGAUCCAGCUAGAUUUCUGGAGUGUAAAACUAGACGCCCAUCAACAACUGCAAGAGGUCAAAUUUCAUGGACAAUAGAAAAGGAUGACUUCUUUACUGAAGAUCUAACUAAUGUGUGCUUUAAAUAUUAUCAUGGAUUAUCCGGAAUGUUGCGAGCAGUCAGUUCCGUGGUUACUGUUAAAAGGUUCCCAGAUUCCUGUGGACCUCAAAAUAGUCAUGGGACUGAUGAUGUGUUGGUGGGAUACUCCUCUCAGCAAUAUCCUGUAGAGAUGGUGAAGUUCACUUUAUCUAAUCUCCAUGCAAGAAAUUUGAAAAAGGGGAUGUUUUUCAACCCUGAUCCCUAUGUCAAAAUAUCUAUACAACCUGGAAAAGGAGAAGGUGUUUUACUUUUACCUCAUCAUGGUCAAGUUUGUCGAACUGGUAUUGCUGAAUCAACAACGCAUCCAUCUUGGCCAGGACAGUUUGAAUUCAUAGCCUAUCCUUCUGAUAUUCUUGACUUUGAAGUGAAAGAUAAGUUUGCUAAAAGUAGGCCAAUAAUUAGUCGUUUCUUAGGAAAAUUUUCUGUGCAGAUUUGUCUUUUGCUUGAUCAAUGUACUGGUGUUCCAAUCGAAUUCAGUUUCAGUUUGUGCAAUAAAAACCCAUCUGAUCAUGUCACAGGACAAUUAUCUUUUACCUUUACAUUAGAAAAUGGUCCAGUUGACCCUUGGACUCACAUUAGACAAGUUCAUAAUCCAAUUUAUGCAACUGAUCUUUCUGAUUCACAAAUAACUGGGUCUUCCGUCCCAAAUACGCCUCAACACAUUGUACUUUCUAGUCGAUCAGCUCAAAUGCCAAAUGGUAAUUUGUCUGGGAAUGGCAGCAGCCAUUCUGUUGCUGGGUCUCGUGCCUCUGAAUCUUCAAGAAGAGAAGGACAACCUCGUAGUAUUCGCUCUGGGUCAGAUCAGAGCAUAAACAGUAUUACAGCAGCUCCUCCAGCAAGUAGAAGAGCAUCACAAGCUUCAGUUACUCGAUUAUCUAUUGCAUCAGUACCUGCAACAACAGCUAGCAGCAGCAGUAUUUGCAGCAUCAAUUCUUCCACAGUGGCCUUUACUAAUAUGGAAUAUGUACUUCAGCCUGCAACAGAUGCUGCCAACAGUAUUGAACCUUCUCCAAAUCCAACUCCAGCGAAAGAAAUGGAUGUUCCCCCACCUCUUCCACCUAAACAAAAAUCAGCAAAAGGGCAUCGUCCAUUAGAGCGAUCUAAAGCUCACCUUGUUGGGCCCAGCACAUCACAAGAGAGCUCAUCUACUAGCAGAACAGAAACUGUGGAUUCUAGUCAGGUAUCUACUCAGAAACCAAAACUAACUAAACCGGAAGACAGCUUUUUGCUCGAGAUUGUCGAUACAGAUGAACAAAAUAAUAACGCAGAUGAUGAUGAUGCCACUCCGUGCAUUGAAAGUGAUGAAAAUGUUGUUACAUUGCCAGCGUCUGUAUCAGUUCCUCUCCUCAGAGAUUCUAGUCCUCCACCUCCAGCAUUACCACAAAGAACGUCAAGUGGUGCCACUAGACCAGUUGCACUACCUGUUCAUCCUAUUGGUACAGAUAAUUAUACAGAUGGGUAUUACAUUAAUCAGACUCAAAUGCAUGAAUAUCAAGGAGCACAGCGCACUGCUCCAUUAGCAACUCCUGAGCAUGAUUCCAUUCAUGAGGGAGGCCCAUCUCUCGAAAACAUAAACGAGGCAGUCAAUUUUGAAGGUGAAGAUGAAACGCCUAUAUUAAAUUACUCGGAGUUAGAGCCGAGCAUUAAUGAGUACAGUUCUUCAGAUCUCGACCACGAGACAUAUCUCAGUCUCAGUGAGGCUAGCGAUUUGGCCCGCAUUGCGAAUUCCAUGGAUCAGAUGACAUCCGAGUUUGGUGAGCUUAACAUCGAUAAUGAUGAAAUCCCUGGUAGUUACAGUGUUUGUGUACCUGAUGUUGUCACUCCGCCGUGCAGCAGCCCCUCAUCCCAAACACUUAGUGCCAGCGAAAAUGAAGAGCCGCCGUGCGACGGAGACAGUGUGCAAAGAAACGGUUCCUAUGGCUCAGACUCUGAUUCCGUUGACAGAGACAAUGCGCUUGCGUAUCACGAUGCCAUUGCACAGGAACCGUCCCUGCCAAGUUGUGCUACAACACCGGACAUGCCCUCAACUUCCAGAACUGGGAUGCAUUGUAGCACCAGCUCUCUCAGCUUAUUAUCAACACCAGAUAGUGUUCAGACUCCGGUUUCUCCCGGGUUGGUUGUCAGUCCAGCUAGUGAUGACCUCAGCCCUGUAAGCCCCACAGAUGAAACAUCUGACGAUGGCCCCUCUCCCUUAAGGACUUCUCCAUCUUCCGAAGAGAGGGAUAGCUUACCUGUGUCACAAUCUUGUGUUUCAAAUCAUGUUUCAUUCAUUAGGCCAGAUUCAGAUUUAUGGGCUCAAAGAAGAAAUUCUCUAGGAAAUUUUGCAUCUAGGCCUCUCUUAUGUACUGGUCGAGAUCAGUUUCAAGUUUCAACUUUACAACAUUUUCCUACUACACGAUUGCCUUCUAUUCCGGAAAGAACAAUUAGGUACCAAAGGGUUGAUUUGGAAGAUCCAUUACCUCCACAUUGGGAAGCACGAAUUGACAGCCAUGGUCGUAUUUUUUAUAUUGAUCAUUUGAAUCGUACUACAACAUGGACAAGACCUACAGCUUCACAGCAGCUUACUCUUGGAACAGCUAGUGAAUUACAACGUCAACAAUUAGACCGCAGGUACCAGAGCAUAAGAAGAACUAUAACAUCUCGUGCUCACGAGGAAAAUGCAACUAGUGUUACUCCUGCCUCUACUUCAACAACAGUGCCUUCUUCAUCUAGCCCAGAGAACCAAAGAAUCUUGUUAUUGCGGUCACCCGCUGUCCGUUUUUUGACACGUCCAGACUUCUUAAAUGUUCUUCAUAUGAAUGAUGAAGCUUUAGCAGUCUACAAUAGAAGUUCUUCAUUGAAACAUAUGAUAACAAAAAUAAGAAGAGAUCCUUCUGGAUUUGAAAGGUAUCAGCAUAACAGAGAUUUAGUAAGUCUUCUGAAUAAGUUUGCUGAUACUGCUCGUGAUUUACCCAGAGGUUGGGAAACAAAAUUGGAUAGAGCUGGUAAACAAUUUUUCAUUGAUCAUACAUCUCGAAGUACAACUUUCAUUGACCCAAGAUUGCCUAUUGAAACCCCUUUUGUCAAUCCAAACAAGCUUCCUGUUCCCCUUGCAAGGAGAAGAAGUCGUAGUGCUGGUGAAGAAGAAAUAAGGCCUGAUACAAUUCCUUUGUCAACAACUCAAGGGCCUGUGCCGCCUCCUCGCCCGCCUGCUACAACGUCGACUACUGUGCCUCAUGUUGUUCCCCAUGUGCCAACUGCCUACAAUGAUAAGGUUGUAGCAUUUUUACGACAGCCAAACAUAAUGGAUAUACUGAAGGAGAGACAUCCCAUUAUUGCAUCUAAUCAAGCAUUGAGGGAUAAAGUCAAUGCUGUCAGAACAGAUGGUACUGCUGCAAUCGAAAGGUUUAGUCAUGAAAUAGAUCUUACAAUUUUGCUAAGUUUAUUUGAGCAAGAAAUAAUGUCUUAUAUCCCUGCUCAAUUUACGAGCAAUGGUAGCAGCAGCAGCAGUAGUAGUAAUCAUCGUUCUCCUCGUACGUCACCUCAGCCGUCUCCGCAAGCAUCUCCUGGCCUUCAACGAGCAAAUGUUAGGGCUCCAGCUCCUUAUAGGCGAGAUUUUGAAGCUAAGUUACGCAAUUUCUACAGAAAAUUAGAAUCUAAAGGUUAUGGCCAAGGCCCUGGGAAGAUGAAAUUGAACAUCAGAAGAGAUCACCUACUUGAAGAUGCAUUUACUAAAAUUAUGGCUGCAUCAAAAAAAGAUUUACAAAAAUCGAGACUUUAUAUCAGUUUUGCUGGAGAAGAAGGGUUGGAUUACGGUGGACCAUCACGUGAAUUCUUUUUCCUCUUAUCUCGUGAACUUUUUAAUCCUUAUUAUGGCCUUUUUGAAUACUCUGCAAAUGAUACGUACACUGUACAAGUAAGUCCAAUGUCUGCCUUCGUUGACAACCAACAUGAAUGGUUUCGAUUUAGUGGAAGAGUUUUGGGGCUUGCAUUGGUCCAUCAGUACCUUCUGGAUGCUUUUUUCACAAGACCUUUCUAUAAAGCAUUGCUAAGAUUGCCUUGUUCAUUAAGUGAUUUGGAAUAUUUGGAUGCAGAAUUUCAUCAGUCCUUGUUAUGGUUGAAAGAUAAUGACAUAUCUGAUAUGGGCCUUGACUUAACUUUUUCUGUAACUGAAGAAGUUGCUGGUCAAAUAGUAGAAAAAGAAUUGAAACCAAACGGAAAAAAUCUGGGGGUUGCAGAGAGAAACAAAAAGGAAUAUAUUGAAAGAAUGGUUAAAUGGAGACUUGAAAGAGGAGUGGCUGAACAAACAGAGUCGCUUGUUAAAGGAUUUUAUGAGGUUGUUGAUCCUCGUCUUGUAUCAGUGUUUGAUGCACGUGAAUUAGAGCUUGUCAUUGCUGGUACUGCUGAAAUUGAUAUCUGUGAUUGGAGGAAAAACACUGAAUAUCGCUCUGGAUAUCAUGACAAUCAUCCUGUUAUCCAGUGGUUUUGGCUUGCUAUUGAAAAGUUUGAUAAUGAAAGGCGAUUAAGGUUGUUACAAUUUGUGACGGGAACAUCCAGUGUUCCAUAUGAAGGUUUCGCUGCUCUCAGAGGCAGCAAUGGCCCAAGAAGAUUUUGUAUUGAAAAAUGGGGAAAACCUACUAGUUUGCCUAGGGCACACACAUGCUUCAACAGAUUAGAUCUUCCUCCUUAUACAACAUAUGAAAUGCUUUAUGAAAAACUGCUUCUUGCUGUGGAAGAAUCUAGCACUUUUGGCAUUGAGUGAUCAAAUAAAUUAUGUUGCCUGCUAUCUGCUUUUAUUGAUCACUCAAUGCCAAAUGUUGAGUGUCAAAGGCCCUUCUCCGAAUGUGUCGCUUAGACCGUUCCGUGUGCGUCGAGAGGGGCAUUCCUGUGGAAUAAUGGAAGCUUUGUGGUGACAAUCUGAUGUUCUGAUACUGGCAUGUUUUGCCUGGGACUUGGGUACC